Seminavis robusta is the source of this 318-nucleotide messenger RNA. Lineage: Eukaryota; Bacillariophyta; Bacillariophyceae; Naviculales; Naviculaceae. The record is from the annotation of a GenBank genome assembly.
AUGAUGGACGACGCAACUCUAGUCUCAUACAUGUAUGCAGUCAACACCUACUAUGACCAUGACACUACUACUCCAGCAACACUCGUCCUCACAAUCGGCCAUGACAAAAGUCCCAACAACAACAAUUUCGGCCUCGUCGCUACUACUCAAGUCAGCACAAAACUCGAUGACAAGAAUUGCGCUGCUGCUACUACUCCAGUGAGCAACCGCAGUGAAGCGAAAUACCCAACAAAACAAUGUCAUUUCACGGUGCUCCGCAAGGAGCCACCUGUGGUAACCGCAACGGAAAAUCAACCACUGCACACAGAAUCAACAUGA